Messenger RNA from Myxocyprinus asiaticus (Chinese sucker), 2867 nucleotides. RefSeq names its product extra-ocular rhodopsin (gene exorh). Gene Ontology annotation, biological process: visual perception; phototransduction; G protein-coupled receptor signaling pathway. The coding region runs from base 1 to 1065 and encodes 354 amino acids. Gene Ontology annotation, molecular function: G protein-coupled receptor activity. The record is from RefSeq and is a predicted model, not a curated record. Gene Ontology annotation, cellular component: photoreceptor outer segment; membrane. Lineage: Eukaryota; Metazoa; Chordata; Actinopteri; Cypriniformes; Catostomidae. The transcript is spliced from 5 exons.
AUGAAUGGGACAGAGGGUCCAAACUUCUAUGUGCCGAUGUCCAACAAGACAGGUUUAGUCCGCAGCCCUUUCGAGGAGCCUCAGUACUACCUGGCCGAGCCAUGGAAGUACUCACUCCUGGCCGCGUACAUGCUCUUCCUCAUCAUCACCUCAUUCCCCAUCAACUUCCUGACGCUCUAUGUGACCGUCCAGCACAAGAAGCUCCGCACGCCCCUCAAUUACAUCCUGCUCAAUCUCGCUGUGGCUGACCUGUUCAUGGUAGUGGGGGGCUUCACCGUAACCCUCUUCACGGCUCUGCAUGGAUAUUUCUUCCUGGGGGUCACCGGCUGCAACAUUGAGGGCUUCUUUGCCACCCUGGGCGGUGAGAUAGCACUGUGGUCUCUAGUGGUGUUGGCUAUUGAGCGCUACAUUGUGGUGUGUAAGCCAAUGACAACGUUUCGUUUCGGUGAGAAACAUGCCAUCAUGGGGGUGGGCUUCACCUGGGUCAUGGCCCUCACCUGUGCUGUACCCCCACUGCUGGGCUGGUCCAGAUAUAUUCCAGAAGGGAUGCAGUGCUCUUGUGGAAUAGAUUACUACACUCCUAAACCUGAAGUCCACAACACUUCAUUUGUCAUCUACAUGUUCAUCCUGCAUUUCUCCAUCCCACUGCUCAUUAUCUUCUUCUGCUACAGUCGACUUUUGUGUACUGUCCGUGCCGCUGCAGCUCAGCAGCAAGAAUCAGAGACGACCCAGCGGGCUGAAAGGGAAGUGACACGUAUGGUGGUUGUCAUGGUGAUUGCAUUUCUAGUCUGCUGGGUGCCAUAUGCCAGUGUGGCCUGGUACAUCUUUGCUAAUCAGGGGACAGAGUUUGGUCCUGUCUUCAUGACAAUUCCAGCAUUCUUUGCCAAGAGUGCAGCGCUCUACAACCCAGUCAUCUAUAUCAUGCUCAACAGACAGUUCAGAAACUGCAUGAUCACUACAGUGUGCUGUGGCAAGAACCCAUUCGGUGAGGAGGAGAUCAGCACAACUGUCUCCAGCAAGACUCAAUCCUCAACCGUCUCGUCCAGUCAAGUCGCCCCUGCCUGACCACAUGAAUGACUUAUGUCACCCAGCACAACCGGAACAAAACCACCUAGAAAGCCUCCUACAGGCCAAACAUGUCUCUGCAAAUCUACCUGAUGUCCAAUUGGCCAGUCUACAACAUUUACAACUUCUCAUUUCUGUUCUCAAGGUUCUAAUAUUGUGUAACAAUCUUCAACAAUUGGCCAAUAAAAUCUAUAUGCUACUGCUGAAUGUUAUAUACUGUGUGUGAUUGUGCCGUUUGUGGUUGUGACGCACCAUGAACUAAAUCCCUUUAAUGGGUUGCGUAGAAACUUACUGGAAUGUCUUUUUUUUAAAAAUAUCUCAUCCAUAUUUUAUGAACACAAUGAAUACAAAGCUGCUAUCAUGUAUGAUAUUGCUUAGCUUUACUGUAAAGUUUCUUCUUAAGUUUGUGUUGACAGGAAUUGAGAUGUAUGUUGCAGUCAUAAUAGACAUCAGGAGAUGCUACACAGCCAUGUAAAUAAUUCUGUGAAUGAUUAGAUGUCUGUAAAGGAAUUAGGAGAGAAUAUGUAAAUGUACAUAUAUAAAAAUAUAGAGGGAAAGCAUAAUAAAACAAAUGUGUUUUUAAAAUAAAAGCCCACCUUAAACACAUACAGUUAAUAAUUGCAAAAUGUUGGUCUCAUUGUACAGAAAACCCCUAAAAUGUAAAAAAAAAAAAAAAAAAAAAGACAAAUUCAACAAUUCAUUAGAUUCUAAACAUAUACAAUAUUAUUUAUGAUAAACAUACAUACAUUUUUUAUCCUAUCUUUGAAAGCUUGUGAUUCAGGCUUUGUUUUCAUUAGUUCACAAGUUCAUUUCACUAGAUACCAGCAAGCACAAGGAAAACAACAUUUUCCUCUAUCACCUUCCAUAACAAUAUACAUACAGUACCUAUCUGAAAUGCAGGUGGUGAUCUUACGCAGCUGAGCACUCGCCAUGUGCUCAUCCUUGGACAUUCAGUCUAUUUUGUGAUCCCGCACACCUUUCCCAAUGUUUCGUUGAAUAUCUCUGCCUGUGAGUGGACUAUAAUCUAUAAUCUAUGGUAUAUAAAAUGUUUAAUAUAUUAUUCGAAAUGAUUUCAAAAAAUCUAUUAUAUUCUUAUACAUAUUUCUACAUCUUUACCACAGGGUAGCGCUCAUUUGUGAGGUUUUCAGGUCUUAUUUUAUGUACUAUAAAUGCAAGUGAUGAACUUCUGAGAUAUGUUUAGAUUAUAAGCUUUCAAAUGGUACCACAAAUUACUAAUGUAUCCACGGACUUAUUACACACUACUGGCCCCAUCUGUAUUAAAGGGGUUAAUACUUACCCUGCUGCUGUGUUUGAACAUAAGUAAACAAUGCACGUUACACACACCAUCUUAAUCAAGUUUAUGGCUUUAUUUGCUAAAAUUCCCUUUCUUCAAGAAAUUAAAAACAUUUUAAGCAGAAUAUCUAUGGAACUGUGCACACAUUUAUGGUUCAGACCCAACCAAAAAGACCCAAACCCAUCAAACAAAAAAAUAAAAUAAAAGAAAUAAAAUAAAAAAAAGAUUUGCAAUGAGGUCCCAUUCAAGCCUAUUAUAUGCAUAUCAUAAUGUCACUUGCAGUCCAUGGUGUAGUGGGAUAUGUAGUUGUAUGCCAUUGAAAGAGUAGUGCAGGUACAAAUAUCCCACCUGAAACCUUAUUCACAUUAAAUCAAUCACGCUACAAAAUAAUUAUACACGGCUAUGAAUAUUGCUAUGGAGAAUGUCUCAUAAAAUCCAGUGCAUCAUUGGAUCUCCCCGAGUGUGGGAUCAGUGCGUUACAAAGCUCCUAGAGUCGACAAUUAAACAA